AUGGCAUCUUUCAUGCAUCUGGUGCCUGUGGAGUUAAUGUCUUUCAUCUUUGAAGACUGCAUAGCACUUUUUACGAAUCAGGAUGGUGUCCUUGGCAGGAGCAUGGCUGCGAUAACAAGUGCCUACGAGAGUGGAUUCACAUUACGCAUGUCUGCCGCUAUUGGCGUGCUGUCGCCCUCGCAAAUCCGAGGCUUUGGGACCAUGCGAGAAUCGGGCAUUUGCGGCAUCCUCAACUUCAUAACUAUGAAGCUUGGAUAUAUCAAGGAGCUCGUUGUGCAUUCAGCCGACGUAGACAUUGCUGACCUUGUCACGGCGAUAGUCCACUCGUCCUUGACUCCCUCGGACUCUGGUGUGGCCAUCGUGAUCAAGCUUGACAAUAUCGGAGUCCUAGGAGAGAGAAGCAUCCAUCUUCUGCAACUUUCUCGCCUCAACCUCGAAGAUCCGCUACAUCUUUGCCAACGAUUCCUAGCUGCACUCUGCUUCCGUGCCCCUCUCGAGUAUUUGGGUAUAGAGGAAUCGUACUACCCUUGUGCUGACACAUCCAUCCUUCUUCCCGCUCUUCAAGACGUCUUUACAACCUUUCAUGAAUUGAGGGUCAAUGAAGCGGGAGAGUUCGCGGUAGAUCGUCCAGGUUAUUACUCUGCUCUUGCCCUGGUUACGACGGGUGGGUAUCGUACUCAAGAAGUCAGCUCUAGUUUCUUCUUCGUUGUUUCGCUGGACGUCGUUUCCGGGACGGACAACCAUCGAAGCUCGCUCGACGUCUCAGCGCAGACUUUAGCUUUCAUAUUGAAGGCGACACCAUGCAUCCAGUACCUCAGGACAAAACGGGUCCGCGUUGAAGACGUUGUUCAAGUGCUACGGCCUUCGCCAGUCGCAGGUGGCGCGUAUUUGGUCCCUGCCCCCCAGUUGAAGGACCUCGCACUCGACUGCAUUGAUUUUCUACCCGAGGACCAGUAUGGCAAGCCAAGCGAACUCAAAAUGUUCACGUCGUUGUUAUUCCCGGAUUCCGGCGGAUUACUCUACGACUAUCCUCUAUUGGAUCGAGUCGGAGAUGCGGGCCCGGAGGCAAUGGUUCAAACGUUCAAAGCGAAGGAUAGCCAGGCCUAA
Molecule: messenger RNA, 1107 nt
Organism: Coniophora puteana RWD-64-598 SS2
Lineage: Eukaryota; Fungi; Basidiomycota; Agaricomycetes; Boletales; Coniophoraceae
Exons: 6
Coding region: 1-1107 (368 amino acids)
Source: RefSeq, a predicted model, not a curated record